Molecule: messenger RNA, 1897 nt
Organism: Corylus avellana
Lineage: Eukaryota; Viridiplantae; Streptophyta; Magnoliopsida; Fagales; Betulaceae
Product: Transducin/WD40 repeat-like superfamily protein
Molecular function (GO): protein binding
Source: RefSeq, a predicted model, not a curated record
UCUGUCGUUGUUUGGCCCUCAACGAAACAUCCGGAGUGUUCUCCUGCUUACUCCUCCCCGCGUAUAGAAACCCCAAGCAUUUCCAUUUCCCGAAUCUCUCAGCCACGUCAUCACAGACAAUCACCCUCGGCGCCAAACCGGUCACUCGGAUUCUCUCUCCGGUCACAAAAUGGAUCCGGUUCUUACAAUUACGGCUCUUUCGGUUCUGCUCGGCGCUUUAAUCGCGGCCGCCUUCUUUGGGAGCUACUUGAGCAAACGACGAUCGGAGGUCCAGUCCAUCGCGAAAGCGGAACCCCAAUCGGAUCCGAAGAAGCACCCGAGGCCUCCUCAGCCCAAGAAGUCUCACUCCAAAGCUCACUCCCAUUCUGAUAAAGAUCAAAACAAACGGCAUCAUCCGUUGGAUUUGAACACUCUGAAGGGUCAUGGUGACUCGGUUACUGGGAUAUGUUUUUCCUCUGAUGGGCAAAGUUUGGCAACGGCUUGUGCUGAUGGAGUGGUCAGGGUGUUCAAGUUGGAUGAGGCUUCAAGUAAGAGUUUCAAGUUUCUGAGAAUUAAUUUGCCUGCGGGAGGCCAUCCAACAGCAGUUGCAUUCUCUGAUGAUGCAUCUUCUAUAAUCGUGGCUUCUCAGAUGCUUGCUGGUUCCUCUUUGUACAUGUAUGGGGAGGAAAAGGCCAAAGCUCCUGAUGAAACUAAACAACAAGCCAAGCUUCCUCUACCAGAACUUAAAUGGGAACAUCACAAAGUCCAUGAGAAAAGAGCUAUUCUGACCCUUGUUGGAACUACUGCAAGUUAUGGAAGUGCUGAUGGGAGUACAAUUCUUGCCUCUUGUUCAGAAGGAACUGAUAUCAUCCUUUGGCAUGGAAGAACUGGUAAGAUUUUGGGAAAUGUUGACACAAAUCAGUUGAAAAAUACCAUGGCCGCCAUAUCACCAAACGGGCGUUUAAUUGCUGCCGCAGCUUUUACUGCAGAUGUGAAGAUCUGGGAAAUUGUAUACUCAAAGGAUGGUUCAGUCAAGGAGGUUUCAAAAGCUAUGCAGCUUAAAGGGCAUAAGAGUGCAGUAACUUGGUUAUGCUUUGCUCAUAACUCGGAGCAAAUCAUCACAGCAUCCAAAGAUGGUUCAAUAAGAAUAUGGAAUAUCAAUGUUCGGUAUCAUCUUGACGAGGAUCCAAAAACUCUGAAGGUGUUUCCAAUACCACUUGAUGUUUCAAGUGGUGCUACUUUGCAUUAUGAUCGUCUCAGUAUAUCCCCUGAUGGAAGGAUAUUAGCAGCAACCCAUGGUUCGACAUUGCAGUGGUUAUGUAUGGAAACUGGGAAGGUUUUGGACACGGCUGACAAAGCACACGAGGGUGACAUCACAUGCAUUUCAUGGGCGCCUAAGGCCAUUCAUAUGGGAGAUGGAGAAGUUUUGGUUUUAGCCACAGCCAGUGUUGACAAGAAAGUGAAGUUGUGGGCAGCUCCACCAAUUCACUGAUCCUAAAGGAAUCUUUUAGUGGACUUCUGUGAAGCAAUGCAUGAAGAAGAUCUACAUCUUACUUAUUCGACUGCAUUAGAUAUGCUUCUCUAGUUGUCAGCCUUGGUUCCUCCAAGGGUUAAUACUUAAUAGUUCCAACAACUUCCUCGAUGAAAGCUACCUACACUUUAGCUGAAAGGUCAAAUGCAGGGUCUUCAGGAGUAUCGAAAUUCAGAAAGCAAAAUCUUACUUUUCACUUGCAUAACUUGAUCUCACCGAAAUUUUGGUUACAAAGUUUAAUACAGAAAUAGAUGAUGUGGUUGAUUUUGACCGACCUUAAAGCAGGUGCCUCCAUAUCCAUAUGUCUUUCAUUUGGUGUGGCUUGGAAGACUUGGGAGGUGCUUUCUGAAUUAUCAGUAUUUACUAAAACUUACCUUUUCUAUGACA